Molecule: messenger RNA, 2557 nt
Organism: Papaver somniferum (opium poppy)
Lineage: Eukaryota; Viridiplantae; Streptophyta; Magnoliopsida; Ranunculales; Papaveraceae
Exons: 4
Coding region: 324-1664 (446 amino acids)
Source: RefSeq, a predicted model, not a curated record
CCCAAAGUGUUUCAUUAAGUAAGAAAACGCGAAGACGAAAAGAAGAAGAAUUUCUCAAUCUCAUAGCAAGAUUUUAGGGGUGCCCAUUUCUUUUUUUAGUGCAAGUCCCCCACUUCGAUAUCAAAAGAGGAAAGUUCAAGGAUAACUAGCUUCAUCAGUUGAGGCUCUCCUUCUCCCUACUUACUGGAGAUUAUUUUGUUGGGAGCCGUGGUGGCGUCAAAUAUGCUUAAAUGGGGUCCUAGGAUAUGCUUUGGUUCACUGGAUCGCACUCUCCAGAAUUCCGUUUUGUCAAACUGGAUGCUCGCUGUAUCUGAUGUAAGCAAAUGGAAGGGAAUAUAUCGGCUGGAUAUAUGAUUCCAGGUUUACCUUACGGGGUUUUAGAUUUGCAAGGACCUAUGCAUGUUACUCAUCAACAACACCCACAAACCCUCCAUCAACAACACAACUCUCAUAAUCUUCAAGGAUCCAUGGUUGAUCCUCCAAUUUGUGAAAAUUUUCCCAUGUCAGUUGGAAACAUGCAUGAAUGUGAGCAACCCAUGGGGUUGAUGAAUUACAACAAAGGAGAUAAAGGGAAGAUUUGUACGAGUGAGGAGGACGAACAAAGCUUCAAUGAAGAUAGUAUUGAUGGGCAUAAUGAAGCUGGCAGAGGGAAGAAAGGAUCCCCAUGGCAGCGAAUGAAGUGGACAGAUAAAAUGGUGAGGCUUUUGAUAACUGUUGUUUCUUAUAUUGGAGAGGAUGCUGUUGGCGACUGCAGUAGUGGGGGAAGAAGAAAAUUUGCCAUUCUGCAAAAGAAAGGGAAGUGGAAGUCAGUAUCAAAAGUUAUGGCUGAGAGAGGAUGUUACGUGUCGCCUCAGCAGUCUGAGGAUAAGUUUAAUGACCUUAACAAAAGGUAUAAACGACUAACUGAUGUGCUUGGCAGGGGCACUUCUUGCAAAGUGGUUGAGAAUCCUGCACUUUUGGAUAUGAUGGAUCACCUCUCAGAGAAAGCUAAGGAGGAUGUUAAGAAAAUUCUGAGCUCAAAACAUUUAUUCUAUGAAGAAAUGUGUUCAUACCACAAUGGAAACCGCUUACAUCUACCUUCUGACCCAGCACUUCAAAGAUCCUUGCAGCUAGCUCUUAGAAGUAGAGAUGAUCAUGAUAGUCAUGAUUCAAGGAGGAAUUUACAAGAAGACUUUAAUGAUGAUGAUGAUCAAGAUGGGGAAGAGGAUCAUGAUGACGAAGCUGAUGAAAAUCACAAUUUACACGGGGAUCAGGCGAUGUUUGGGCUGCCAGGGUGUUUUCCGAAGAGAAUGAAACAAGGGCACGAGUAUGAGGAUGUAAGUUUUGGGAAUCCAUCAAAUUCGCAGGACUGCGGCAAAAGAUCUAAUUCUCAUAUGGUUAAUUCCCCUGUCGAUAUCAAUCAAGUGUUCCCCGAGGGUAGCAAAGGAUCUUGGAUACAAAAGCAAUGGGUGAUGUCUCGUUCACUUCAAUUGGAAGAACAGAAGUUACAUCUUCAGGUACAGACCCUAGAGUUGGAAAAACAGCGGUUCAAGUGGCAGAAGUUUCGUAGGAAGAAAGAUAGGGAGUUGGAUAAGCUCAGGAUGGAAAAUGAGAGGAUGAAGCUUGAAAAUGAGCGGAUGACACUAGAGUUGAAGCGCAAGGAGUUAGAGUCUAACUAUAACUGAAUGGCAUGGGUCAUCAUCGUAUACCUAGUACAUGCAGCACAACAUCAGAGUCAUAAUUAGGUUCAUAUCUCUGCAAAUAAGUUACAUUGGUAUCUUCACACACGAAAGUGAACUCUGAGGUGGUAUGAUUCCACAUUGGAACAACUUGUACAACUGUAAGUAAUGUAUGUUGAUACUAUUUAUUAUGUCAGCACGCCAAAGUGUGAAAGAGACUCGUGCCGCAACCAUCUGAACAAGGGGAUAUGAAACUGCACUUUAGCAAAGCACUAGCUAGCAGAAACACAUUUUACGGACAGUUCUGUGUAGGUUAUGCCAUUUUUGGACCUUGUUUUCUGGGUAUUUUACAACUAUCAUAUGCUUUGUUGUUAUUUAGCUUUGUUGUUAUUUAGCUUUGUUGUUAUUUAGUUUUCAUAAUAAUCAUAGUCAUCUGCUAAUGAAUAUCAUAUGGAAUUGGUCUUGGGACAAUUUUCUUGAGGGGGUGAUGUCAUCAACAUGUAGAUAACCCACAUAGUCCAGAAUUGUCAAUUUGUUCCUCGCUUGAAAGUCGCCCCAAAUGUAAUGGAUAAAAUUGGGAAUGAUAUUUUGGGGCUGAUGCAAUUAUAACAUAAUAUGGUCACUAUAUGUAUUUUUAUUAUUGGCCAGAGUGUCUUUUACAAUCGUCCAAGUUGUUAGUGGUUCAACCUAGCCGAUUACAUGAUAAACAACUUGAUCAAAUUUUUUGAAUUGGCUAGAUCAGAUCUGUUUGACCUAGAGAAUUUGAUUGUGUUUUAAUAUCACAUAGACAUUACGAUACUAAUUUAAUCAGAUGCGACAAAUAUAAGAUUAAUGGGGUAGUUUUCUUUUUCUUGGAAAGUAAAUGGGUUAGCUUUCAAAAUUUGCUAAUAGUUGAGACA